This is a messenger RNA of Cloeon dipterum, 1729 nucleotides long. RefSeq names its product Thioredoxin reductase 1 (gene Trxr1). The transcript has 8 exons. Gene Ontology annotation, molecular function: glutathione-disulfide reductase (NADPH) activity; thioredoxin-disulfide reductase (NADPH) activity; flavin adenine dinucleotide binding. NCBI's taxonomy places the organism in Eukaryota, Metazoa, Arthropoda, Insecta, Ephemeroptera, Baetidae. The record is from RefSeq and is a predicted model, not a curated record. Gene Ontology annotation, biological process: glutathione metabolic process; cell redox homeostasis; cellular response to oxidative stress. Gene Ontology annotation, cellular component: cytosol; mitochondrion. The coding region runs from base 61 to 1653 and encodes 530 amino acids.
CUCUGCCUCUACCUCGUGUGUGUUUCUGUGUUGACAUUUGAUUGUCCGGGUAAAAUCGCAAUGAGUGUGUUGAAGAUAUGCACAAAAUCCUUUGCCGCGUCCCUUGGAAGACAGUCGGAACGCAGUGUAAAGAAGAUAUAUCGAAUUUCGUCGUCAUUCAGGACAUUUUCAACAGAGGGAAAAUUGGAGUAUGACUUGGUUGUCAUCGGCGGCGGCUCAGGCGGACUCGCCUGUGCGAAGGAAGCAGUUGCUCAGGGUGCGAGGGUGGCUGUGCUGGACUACGUGCAACCAUCGCCCCGCAGCACCAAAUGGGGUCUCGGGGGCACUUGCGUCAACGUUGGAUGCAUUCCGAAGAAACUGAUGCAUCACGCGUCGUUGCUUGGCGAGGCAAUCGAGGAUGCUCGUUCCUUCGGCUGGAGAAUUCCCGGAAAUGCAGAAAUCGACUGGCUGGCCAUGAGGGACGCUGUCCAGGACCAUAUCAAGUCGGUGAAUUGGGUCACGAGGGUGUCUCUGCGGGACAACAAAAUUGAGUAUGUCAACGGUCGGGGACGCUUGGCAGACGCAAAUACGGUUGUCGCCACUCUGCACAAUAUGAAAGAAGUUUUGCUCAAAACCAAAAACGUGGUGGUUGCCGUUGGUGCCAGACCGAAAUACUCGACUGCAAUUGGUGCUCAGGAACUCGGAAUCAGCAGCGAUGAUAUUUUCAGCCUCGAGAAACCCCCAGGGAAGACUCUGGUCGUCGGAGGAGGAUAUAUUGGUCUGGAGUGCGCCGGCUUCUUGAACGGCUUUGGUUACCCUUCGACAGUGAUGCUGAGGUCAGUGCCCCUACGAGGCUUUGACCAACAAAUGGCCUCCAUGGUGGUCAACGAAAUGGAAGGCCGAGGGGUCAACUUCAUUUGCAAGUGCGUGCCCGAAUCGUUGAGCAAGACGCCGGACAGACGGAUUUUGGUCAAGUGGAACACGACACCUGGCGCCAAUGGUGGCUCCGGACAAGGAGAGGACGUCUUUGACACGGUUUUGUUCGCUGUUGGACGCAAAGCAGUCACAGACUCACUCGCUCUAGAAAAGGCCGGCGUCGAAACGCAUAAAGAAACGGGAAAAAUCUUUACCACCAAUGAACAAACCAACGUGCCAAAUAUUUUCGCUGUUGGAGAUGUCUUACAUAGGAAACCAGAACUGACGCCGGUAGCAGUGCAGGCGGGCCGACUGCUGGCCAGGCGGAUGUUCGGCAACGACAAAACUCUGAUGGACUACGAUAACGUUGCUACCACUGUUUUUACUCCCCUCGAAUAUGGCUUCGUAGGAUUAAGCGAAGAAGAGUCUGAAAAGAGACAUGGACCAGAGAAUCUAGAGGUUUACCACGCGUUUUACAAGCCGACGGAAUUCCCGAUUCCGCAAAAAGACAUGUCCAAUUGCUACAUUAAAGUGAUUUGCCUUCGAAGAGAACCGAGGACCGUGCUAGGAAUGCAUUUCGUCGGUCCAAACGCCGGCGAGGUAAUCCAGGGUUUUUCUGCUGCCAUGAAGUGCAGGAUCACCAUGGAGCAGCUGCUGGACACGAUUGGCAUUCACCCCACGGUUGCGGAGGAGUUCACAAGACUGACUAUUACCAAGAGAUCCGGAAUGGACCCAAACCCUCAGGCAUGUUGCAGUUAGUUAGUUGUUUUAUGUUCCUUAAAGCAAAGGCUGGAUACUUUGUUGAAUUUCAAAUAAAAUAAAUCUCAAGUCUGAA